Molecule: messenger RNA, 2139 nt
Organism: Lodderomyces jiufengensis
Lineage: Eukaryota; Fungi; Ascomycota; Pichiomycetes; Serinales; Debaryomycetaceae
Product: glutamine-dependent NAD(+) synthetase
Exons: 1
Coding region: 1-2139 (712 amino acids)
Biological process (GO): NAD+ biosynthetic process
Cellular component (GO): cytoplasm
Molecular function (GO): NAD+ synthase (glutamine-hydrolyzing) activity; glutaminase activity; ATP binding
Source: RefSeq, a predicted model, not a curated record
AUGGGUCAUUAUGUUACUGUUGCAACUUGUAAUUUAAAUCAAUGGGCAUUAGAUUUUGAAGGUAAUAGAGAUAGAAUCCUCAAGAGUAUUAUUGAGUCUAAAAAACAAGGUGCAAAAUUAAGAGUUGGUCCUGAAUUAGAAAUUUGUGGUUAUGGAUGUUUAGAUCAUUUUGCAGAAAAUGAUUUAUAUCAACAUAGUUGGGAAAUUUAUGGAGAAAUUAUAUCAAAUCCUAUAACUCAUGAUAUUUUAUUAGAUAUUGGUAUACCAAUAAUUCAUAAAUCAAUUAAAUAUAAUUGUAGAAUUAUAUCAUAUAAUGGUAAAAUUUUAUUAAUUAGACCAAAAUUAUUUUUAGCAAAUGAUGGUAAUUAUAGAGAAAUGAGAUAUUUUACUCCUUGGAAUAGACCAAAAUAUUAUGAAGAUCAUAAUUUACCAAGACAUAUUACAAAAAUUACUGGUCAACAAAAAGUUAUAUUUGGUGAUUGUAUUAUAGAAACUCCUGAGACAAGAUUAGGUUGUGAAACUUGUGAAGAAUUGUUUACUCCUCAAUCUCCUCAUAUUGCAAUGAGUUUAGAUGGGGUUGAAAUUUUUACAAAUUCAAGUGGUUCACAUCAUGAAUUAAGAAAAUUAAAUACAAGAAUUAAAUUAAUUACUGAAGCAACUAAAAAAUGUGGUGGUGUUUAUUUAUAUGCAAAUCAAAAAGGUUGUGAUGGUGAUAGAUUAUAUUAUGAUGGUUGUGCAUUAAUUGUUGUAAAUGGUGAAGUAUUAGCUCAAGCUUCUCAAUUUUCUUUAAAUGAUGUUGAAGUUAUUAGUGCAACUAUAGAUUUAGAUGAUGUACGUUCAUAUAGAAAUCAAAAAUCUUCAGGUUUACAAGCUGUUGAUCAAAAGGAAACUUAUAAAGCAAUUUUUACUGAUGUUGAAUUAUCACCAACUGAAAAUAUUUAUGAUCCAACUAUUGCACCAACAAAACCAAGAAAAUUAAAAUAUCAUUCACCAGAAGAAGAAAUUGCUUAUGGUCCUGCCUGUUGGUUAUGGGAUUAUUUAAGAAGAUCUAAAUGUGGUGGUUAUUUCUUACCAUUAAGUGGUGGUAUUGAUUCUUGUGCAACUGCUGUUAUAGUUCAUUCAAUGUGUAGAUUAGUUGCUGAAUCAAAAGAAGAACAAGUGUUAAAAGAUAUAAGAGCUUUGACUCAUGAUCCGGAUUUCAAACCAAAUACACCACAAGAAAUUGCUCAAAAAAUUUUCUAUACUUCAUUUAUGGGUACAGAAAAUUCAUCAUCUGAAACUAGAUCAAGAGCUAAAAUUUUAGCAGAUAAAAUUGGUUCUUAUCAUGUUGAUUUAAAUAUGGAUAAUUUAGUAAGUGCAGUUAUAUCAUUAUUUCAAGUAGCUACUGGUAAAAAACCUGUUUUUAAAAUAUUUGGAGGUUCACAAACUGAAAAUUUAGCAUUACAAAACAUUCAAGCAAGAUUAAGAAUGGUUUUAAGUUAUUUAUUUGCUCAAUUAUUACCAUGGACAAGAGGUAAAACUGUCCCAGGUCUUUUGGUUUUAGGAAGUGCUAAUGUUGAUGAAUGUCUUCGAGGUUAUUUAACAAAAUAUGAUUGUUCUUCAGCAGAUAUAAACCCAAUUGGUGGAAUUUCUAAAACCGACUUAAAAAGAUUUAUUUCUUGGGCUGAAAUCCAUUUUGAAUUACCUAUAUUACAUGAAUUUAUUACUGCUACACCAACUGCAGAAUUAGAACCAAUUACAAAAGAUUAUGUUCAAAGUGAUGAAAUUGAUAUGGGUAUGACAUAUGAUGAAUUAUCAAGAUUUGGUACGUUAAGAAAAGUAGAUAAAUGUGGUCCUUUAGCUAUGUUUAUAAAAUUAUAUCAUGAAUGGUCUCAACCACCUUACAAUUUAACUGCAGAACAAGUUGCAGAGAAAGUUAAAAGAUUUUGGUUCUUUUAUGCUAUAAAUAGACAUAAAAUGACUACUAUGACACCAGCUUAUCAUGCUGAACAAUAUUCACCUGAUGAUAAUAGAUUUGAUUUAAGACCAUUUUUAAUUAAUCCAAGAUUCCCAUUUGCAAGUAAAAAAAUCGAUGAAAUGGUUGAAAAAAUUAAUGAGAGACAAAAAGAAAUCGAUGAAAGUAAUAAAAGUGUUGAAUAG